Messenger RNA from Cryptotermes secundus, 2746 nucleotides. RefSeq names its product myoneurin. The transcript is spliced from 6 exons. The coding region runs from base 180 to 1739 and encodes 519 amino acids. Lineage: Eukaryota; Metazoa; Arthropoda; Insecta; Blattodea; Kalotermitidae. Gene Ontology annotation, molecular function: RNA polymerase II cis-regulatory region sequence-specific DNA binding; DNA-binding transcription factor activity, RNA polymerase II-specific. Gene Ontology annotation, cellular component: nucleus. Gene Ontology annotation, biological process: regulation of transcription by RNA polymerase II. The record is from RefSeq and is a predicted model, not a curated record.
ACAGUAAUUUAUGGUAUUAAAUGUAAAAGUUGUGCACUAUGGGUUUCUUGUAUUGGCUACAUUGAUGUGUAUUAAAGCAUGGCCGCCUAGGAAUUGAAGUAAUGUAGUUCUUCAUUCCUCAAGUCGUUCAUGGCAAUGGUGUACACGAAGGAGGAAGUAAAUAUAUCUAAGGAACAACAAUGGUAACGGUUGCGACAACCGAGUCACUCACCGAACUUGCAAAAGUGUUGGAGUUCUUUUUCAAAGGGUUGGCAGAAUGUGGUCUUCUAACUACAUACUCCGUUCAGCUCCAGGGAACUGCCGUGGAUUUUGCAGUACAAAUAAAAUACCAAUCUCUGCUAUUCCAGUUUAUAAAAAGCCUUCAGAGUGUGCUGCUGAAGAUUCCUUCUCUUCCUGGUCAUGAAUACAACCGAGAGAUCAGUACACAAACUACAGAAGAAACAAAUUUAAUUGAAGUAAACUUGCACAAUGCACCUACUUCGAAUGUCUCUGAGCAGCUUGGUUCUUUGGUUGAGGCUUGUGUGUUUACACAAACAGAUGAUUCCCUAGAACUGGUUGAUGAUGAAUGGAGAGAACUGAAGGGCGAAAUAAGUACCAGUUUCAUCGCACAAAGCAAAGCAAUGGGUACGACAACAGACAUCAUUGUGACCUGUCACCCUGCAUCAUUGGCUGCCAUUUCCAAUCACAGCUUUGUUGCAGCACCUGUAUCAGAAGUUUCCACUGCUGUCAGUAAUGAUGAUUCAGUUCUAAUUAAGCCAUGUAUCAAUGGGAGUGUAGUUAGAGGGGAUGACUGUAGUCCUACUGUAGAAGAGGAAAGCCCACCUGGUUCACUUACAGGGACUGAACUGGUAACUGUUGAAGCCAUAGACAGGACAGCAGAGCAGCAUCAGAGCACCACAGAAACUAUUAUAGAUUCAGGUGCCAAGACUGCAUUGAAGAUUGUUGCAGUUACAAAUUUGAAACCGUUUAUGAUCACUAAUCCACCUGGUGUUUUGUCUAAUUCAUUUAAAGUAGCAUUUGGUUCUCAGCAGGAGGUGGAGUCUUUGGUGUUGCAGACAUAUGAGCGAGAAGAUACUAAGGACUGUGAUGAUGUCAGUGGUGCAGCAACGAAUGUUAUGCGUAUUACUGUAGCAUCAGAAGUGGGACCCCCAGCUGCACAUCCUGAGCCCACAGAAGUUGAAAAGAAUGGUAAAGAAGAAGCCAAGGAUGGAGAAGCAGACACUGGGACAGCCAUAUUUAUUUGUGAGAUGUGUGACAAAACUUUUGAAUCCGCAUGCAGCCUUGAGGUGCACCAAAGUGAGAAGCAUCGCACACAGGGCCAGUGUGAUUUGUGUCAGCAGAGAUUUGGUACAACGCAGAGUUUGCAGGGUCACUGCCAGGCAAAGCAUGGGGGCCGGGGUUGUUUCACUUGUGUGGUUUGCGACAAGCACUUCAUGACUAAACUGAGCUACCGACGCCACAUGAACACACAUGGAGGCAAGAAAGGUGCAGUCUGCGAUAUGUGUGGAAAGACAUUCAGUCGGCCGGACUACCUUCAGAAACAUUACAUGACCCACACUGGACACCGUCCACACCAGUGUGCUGAAUGCCCUCGUAAGUUCAUCAGCAGCUCGCAGCUCAAAGUGCAUCAGAGGGUGACCCAUGUGUUUGACAUUCAGACUGCCAGCUGCCACAGUGAUUGCAGUGUUCAGAUUGCCAACCUUAGAAGAAGUUUUCUUAUUUCACCAUCUCACAUGUAACUUGUUAAAAGUUAAAAUCUUAAAAUUCACUUUGACUUUUAAAUCACUAUUGCACUAAACGUUUUGACUGAUAUGGUCAUCAUCAGGUGCUUUGAUAAUUGAAGGUGAAAACUACCGGAUUUCCAUCAAUGAAUACAAUUCAAAAUUAUAAUCACAUGUUGUUGUACGUCUGUAACAUGUAACAGUAUGAGUAAUUGUGUUAAUAUUUCACAUAUGAAGUACGCUGGUGCUUUUAUCGUGUGGUUGGAUGUGUACUUACAUGUGCUGAGUGACUCCUCUUAUGUGUUGUUCAGCUGUUAUGAGUGUUUAUGGAAUUGGCACUUUAUCAUAUAGGAUAGAUGGAUUAUGUGUGCUACUAUCUAGUGUUUAAUUCUUGUAGGGUUUCAAAUAUCGGAUUAUAUGUGUCAAUGUAUGUGUCAUUCAUAUGAUCUUUCUAAUGUUGUUUUAAGUGUUUUCCUUUUUUCUCUGUUUUUAUAAUGUUCAUGGUAUUAAUAAUACUCCUGUAUGCAUGGCCUGUGUUGAGUAUAUGGUUAGAAUAUCCCAAAUUACUCUUAUUAUUCCUAAUUUCCUGUAUAUGUUCUUUAUACCUUAUGUGAAAAGUUCGACCUGUUUGCCAUAAGUAUUUUAGUGGCCAGUGGUAAAUGCCGCUUUUUUCGUAUUUAUCUAUCUGUAAAUGAGAUUUUAUUAUAUUCUGUAUUGUGUUUCAUGUUUGAAGAGUUAUUUUUGUGAUUCUAUAAAAAGUUAUAUGAUUUUCCUUGUUUCUUUUCCACUCUGUGUGAAAAUAGGCCAUUUAGUUUUCUAGUGUUAUGGACCAGUGUUAUUCUGUUUGCUCCUAUUAUUUUGAUCAUUUUUUCCAGUUGAUCUUAAUAUUUUUUGCAACUAUAUGCAUGUAAUACUAUUCUGUCAAGUUUAUUUAUUGCAGUUUCUAGCUAAUUUUUCUGUUUAUGGUAAAGGUAAGGUAAAGUUGUCCCUCUGGUUAACUAACUAAGCACUAUGCCAUGAAGGUG